AUGAAAUUGCAUUCCCCAGAAGAAAUACGAGCAGGAAAGAAUCAAAUCCACAAUUUAAAGAAAUUAAUUUCCUGCCAACCUGAACAUUCAGCAAUAAAACACCCUUCAUCGCAAAUUAGUCCUAUGAAGAAGAUGCCUCAAAAGACAACAAAACCUAGAAGUCAUUCUGUCUCGUUGAAGAUUUUCAUUCCACAAAAUACUAGCCAACAAUCAGCUUUACCAGCAUUAACACCAUCACCGAACCAGAGGAAAAUGAUUUUCCUUUAA
Trichomonas vaginalis G3 is the source of this 267-nucleotide messenger RNA. RefSeq lists its product as uncharacterized. NCBI's taxonomy places the organism in Eukaryota, Parabasalia, Trichomonadida, Trichomonadidae. The record is from RefSeq and is a predicted model, not a curated record. The transcript has a single exon. Bases 1 to 267 code for a protein of 88 amino acids.